Pomacea canaliculata is the source of this 3718-nucleotide messenger RNA. Its product is annotated as EGF-like domain-containing protein 2. The transcript has 13 exons. Lineage: Eukaryota; Metazoa; Mollusca; Gastropoda; Architaenioglossa; Ampullariidae. The coding region runs from base 159 to 1787 and encodes 542 amino acids. The record is from RefSeq and is a predicted model, not a curated record.
CAGCAAUCACAUAUAUACUGCCAGCAUGACAGCAUGCAUCAAAAAUAGCAAGAAUAUAAAGAGAUCGAGCGUGUCCCGCCUGUCAGACACACCUGGUCUCACUCCAGCAGCUUAUCAGUAUCGAACUCUGCUCCACUCCACCGGCGAGCAAGGCAAGUAUGGACACCUGCACCUGGCCGAGGGUGAUGCUGGCCUGUCUGCUGGUACUUCUGGCACAAACAGUUUUGGGUCAGACUCCAAUCCAGAGUCCAGAGUCAGUGAUGGAGUUUGACUGCAGGCGCCCAGGAGUAAGCUGCGGAAACUCUUCAAACGAAAAUCUGUGUCUACCUAAUGGGACAUGUGACUGUUCAUCAACAGGUCGCUCAGGCUACGACUGCACACUGGAUGAAAGCAAGGUAUUGUCCAUCUGCACCACCUGCUACAAUGGCGCGACAUGCUUGACAGACGGGUCUUGCUACUGCUCUGCGGGUUACUAUGGCAAGCAGUGCGAGAAUAAGAGAGCUGAGCUCUGGUGCGACGGACAAGAGAUGACCAUCAACAUCUUUCCAAUCGGUUCUGCUGGCUACCAUAUCUUUGUUACAACCCAGGGGAAGGAUAACAGCAAUAAUUCAGCCUGCAAUCUGACAGAGAUUACCGAUCCAGCCAACUACUCUUCUAUAUCAUAUGUAAAAAAUACGAUAGUCAACGCAGUCCCACAACUGCAAGGGUUCAUCAUAAGACUUAACCACACGGAUUCCACUGGCACAUUGUGUGGUUCCGCCAAUAAAACAGAAGACGUCAAUGUGAGCCGUACAGACUAUAUCCGUAAGGUUGUGCUGGAGUACAACGCAGCCAUCAUCAGCAGCCUCGAUCAUCUCAUCACUUUGAACUGCAGCAUGCAGAAUUACACCAAUUUCACCACCUCAUCAGACAGUGCUGCUGUCUCCAUUGCAGAGGAUGACUACACACCUGUGGAUGUUGUGACGACUUUCCAGCCAGUCAUCUUUGAAGUGAUGGACGCUGAAAAUAAGCCUUUGUCGACUUCAGUGACUCUGGGCCAGGACAUCAAGCUUGUGUUUACACUGGCAGACAACUCAAAUUACACAUCGUUCAAGGUCGCCAGCUGCUUCGCCGCCAACGGAAACACGAAUAGUUCCUUGAAAUUUAGCCUGAUUGACAAUGAUUGCCCGACCACCCAGAGUAAGCUGGUGAGCCUGGGGGAGGCGCAGAGGUCCACAGUUCCAGGGGCUAGUGGAAACCUGAAGAAAGUUAUUAUUCCACUCAAGGCUUUCAAGUUCAAGGGCAUCAUUGACCAAGUCAUCUUCAGCUGCACGUGCACGAUGUGUAGGAACGGAGACGACACAGCCUGCAACGAGAGAACCUGUGGAGCAGCACCUGCAACCCCAGCGCCAUCGACUACGACUACAACUACACAGCAGACUACGGAAGCCAAUACAACUGAACCGUCCGCAGGGAGAAGAAAGAGAGCAGCAAGCCAGCAAGACCAACAGGAAGUGUCGUCAACAAUCCGGGUUACCAGCAGCAGCACCAGCACCAGCGGAAGUAGCAGUUCAAGUGGCCAAGACAGCCAGACCGUGGCCGAGGAGGAGUGCAUGGACCGCACGCAGGUCAUCACCAUCAUCGUCGUGUUCAGCGUCAUCGUCUUGCUCUUGCUCGUGGUGGUGGUGGCCCUGGUGGUUUCGAUUUACAGAUCCAGGUUGAGGAUUGCAAGCAAGGUGGGCAUCUUGGAAAGCACCAGCCUCUACUCUCUCCCACGACUCACCGUUGCCCACGACAAACCGGCGUAGACCUAUCUCGGUGAGAUGGUUCCAGGGCUCCAAAGUCGAGUCCACUCCUUAGUCAGACUUUUUCAUCUGUUCUUCUUUCGCCCUGAGAUGUUUUCUAGCAGCAUAAAAUCCUGGAUAAAAGUCUAGUCGCAGUCUAUCUUAUAUCUUUAUAUACAAGAAAGCGAGUCACCAGUCGCCAAGUGCCAGAAAGUGACCUUCUGACAUUUAUUUUCUCUGUUUAUAAUUUUUAAAUGGCGACAUAAUUGCACAAAACACGGAGCUACAAGAGUGGCAGUAGAUUGGUUUGUUAUAUUUCUUUAUUUAACCGUUACUGGACGUUUAAAAGACUGUUAUUGCAAGGUUUGAAAAUGCACUAGAUGCAUGCUCUCAACUCUCGCUUUUUCUCGCUCUUUAACCCUUCUAUUCCUCCUUUCUUCUCUAUGUUUCUCUCAACUGGUAUCUGUAGCAACUCCCCCACCUUAUCCACCUCACACCCCCACAUACCACCAUCACACCUACACUCACACACACCAAAAAAAUAAAAAUAAUAAUCAACGAUUGUGAUCACGUGAUCAGACGAACAUAACGUCUUCCUUUGUUUCUGUAAAUCACUAAAGAUUUACAAUGCUGAUUUAUGAAUAAUGUUUAUGUAUAUAAAUAUUGAGUUGUCUUUUUCGUAUCAGAAUGUGAAAUUCUUGCGUUGAAUCCUAAAAAAAUUAAAUGCACGAUGGCAUCCUUUGUUUAUCACCUGACUAGACAAUUUCCUUCACGGCCACAGAAGGCCAUCCUGGCUAUCCUGGCUAUCCUAGCUAUCCUGGCCAUCUUGACUAUCCUGGCUAUCCUGGCCAUCCUGGCUAUCCUGGUUAUUUUUUCUGUCAAACGUUAGUCAGAAGUUACCUACCAUGCUUGCACAUAGGAAAGGUUGUGUUUUUUUAAAGAGGGUUUCUGCAAUGGCUUCAGGUGCUAUUUCUAUUAACUGCUAUUUCUGCCCACCCGUAGAGCUUCUUCCCAGCACCCAGAAACUUCCAGGAAUGAUGUUGGGUCUAUGGUUUUGUUACUUGUACAUGAUUCUUAUUUAUGAAAUGCUCGAGCACUUCAAUUGUUACAGUAGCUACUUAGCGGUGAUUAAUUGUUUUUUGUUGUUAGUGACAAUCGUAUCACAUAUCUGUCAACGUUUGACUUUUUAAAAACUUGUAUUGAGCUUUGAGCAACAUUGAUACAUUUUAUUGUAUCUGUGCUUUUAUGCAAUUUCUGUGGCUUUAAGGAUAAGCCGUGAAAAAAAAAAGAUUAAAUUAUUUUUGAAAUAUUCUAAGUCCGGAAAAAUAAUUUGUUAUGAAAAAGACCACAGUGCCCAUUAAUCUAAAAAUAAUGCAGUCUAAACUUUGCUACGCAUGCAUAAAAACACGAUUGGAGUUUUACAUGUGUGAUGCUCGUAUCUACAACCCGCGAGAGAGAGGUUCAAGUACGACAUGUUCCCAAACAAAGAUGAAUGGAAAAUGAAAACCACUCUAAGCGGCAGGAUUUUAGAUCCGCACCGAGGAGAAAAAAAAAAGUUCCCGAUCUGGGAUACGAACGCGAACCUUUUGGAUUGAAGCUCGCCGCAGUUUGGCGGUACGAAAUCUGUCGCGUGUCCGAGUUUUCGGUGCACUUUGACACAAGUUCUGGACACAUUCGCACUUUACUGUAGCAAACUCAGCUGACAGGAUAAAUCUGCAUUCAGUUCAAUCCUCUUACUCGUCGGUCCCAAUGUAACAAAGUAUUUUUUUCAAGAAAUAAAUUUGUGAAGCAUUUUUUUAGUCCAUACCCCUCUGUUUGCAUCACCGCUGCAAGUGAUUAUACUUUAUAACGUUUAUUUCCUGCUGAUUUACUUAUCUACUACAACCUGGAAUAUUUAAUAUGUUGGAAUAAGAAUAAAUUUUUACUCUGUCAAUUAAAGAAAACUGAAAACUUUC